This is a messenger RNA of Cornus florida, 2346 nucleotides long. Its product is annotated as dihydrolipoyllysine-residue succinyltransferase component of 2-oxoglutarate dehydrogenase complex 1, mitochondrial-like. Gene Ontology annotation, molecular function: dihydrolipoyllysine-residue succinyltransferase activity. Gene Ontology annotation, biological process: tricarboxylic acid cycle. The coding region runs from base 149 to 1573 and encodes 474 amino acids. The transcript has 15 exons. Gene Ontology annotation, cellular component: oxoglutarate dehydrogenase complex. The record is from RefSeq and is a predicted model, not a curated record. NCBI's taxonomy places the organism in Eukaryota, Viridiplantae, Streptophyta, Magnoliopsida, Cornales, Cornaceae.
AUCACAUCCUUCAUUUAAUUAUUUUCCAUUUUAUAUUUCAGUCGCUUGCUUCUUUCACUGAAAAGUGAGAGCCAUUACAACCCUCCAACUCCUUUCAAUUUCGUUUGGAGUACUUCAUCACCUCCAACCAGGGAAGCUCAUAAGAGGAAUGAUGUGGGCAAUUAUAAGGCGAAAAGUUGCUUCUGGUAGCUCGUCAGCUUCGGGCAUACAACAGUCAUUGGGGAGAAUUCGACCGGCAAUGAUGACACCAGCGUCGCGGAGUUACAUUGCUACUACCAGAGUCAACAAGACACCAAUUCUUGGAAGAGGAGCAAAACUUGUGCAACACUUUCGUUUCCAUGGUUGUGAAGUGAAUUUGAAGCUUGUAAGAGUAUCAUUUUUAACAAAAGAUUUCCCCAUCCAGAUGCAGAGUAGAUCAUUCUCUUCAGACAAUGGUGAUCUUGUUGAUGCUGUUGUGCCUUUUAUGGGUGAAUCUAUUACUGAUGGCACUCUAGCAAAGUUUUUGAAGAACCCUGGUGAUCAUGUACAAAUUGAUGAACCAAUUGCCCAAGUUGAAACUGAUAAGGUGACAAUUGAUGUUGCAAGCCCUGAAUCUGGUAUCAUCCAAAAGUUUGUGGCCAAAGAAGGUGAUACUGUGGAACCAGGAACAAAGAUAGCUGUCAUUUCAAGGUCUGCUGAAGCUGUGACACAUGUAGCUCCAUCAGAGAAGGCUCCUAGCAAGGCGGCAUCUGUGCCAGCUCCUGCAGAAAAGGAGGUGGACAAGCUGAUGCCCAAAGCAGAAACUUCUCUAUCCAAGGAGACACCUAAGGGAAAACCCAAAACACCUUCUCCACCACCUAAACCCAGGGCCACGGAACCUCAACUUCCCCCAAAGGAAAGGGAACGAAGAGUUCCGAUGACAAGACUCAGGAAACGUGUGGCAACACGUUUGAAAGACUCACAAAAUACUUUUGCAAUGUUGACUACAUUCAAUGAAGUUGAUAUGACUAAUUUGAUGAAGCUCCGUUCUGAAUACAAAGAUGCCUUUUUAGAGAAGCAUGGAGUCAAGUUAGGACUUAUGUCCGGAUUUGUCAAAGCUGCUGUUAGUGGGCUUCAGAAUCAGCCAAUCAUUAAUGCUGUCAUUGAUGGGGAUGACAUCAUUUAUAGAGAUUGCGUUGAUAUUAGUAUUGCUGUUGGUACACCAAAGGGUCUUGUUGUCCCGGUUAUUCGCAAUGCUGACGGAAUGAACUUUGCUGAGAUAGAGAAGGAGAUCAACACCCUUGCAAAGAAGGCAAAUGAUGGCUCUAUAUCAAUUGACGAGAUGGCUGGCGGGUCAUUCACAAUAUCAAAUGGCGGUGUUUAUGGAAGCCUAUUAAGUACCCCGAUCAUUAAUCCACCACAGUCGGCAAUCCUGGGCAUGCAUUCCAUAGUGAACCGUCCAAUGGUUGUUCAGGGUGAAGUUGCGUCAAGGCCAAUGAUGUACAUUGCACUAACUUAUGACCAUAGGCUGAUUGAUGGAAGAGAGGCUGUCUUCUUCUUGCGCCGCAUCAAAGAUGUUGUGGAGGACCCUCGGAGGCUGCUUCUUGACAUAUGAAGACUGCAGAGUCAACUUCACCAUUUUUCUUGUUGGUAAUCUUGAAAUUUGGUAUACUCGGUUUUGCUCAAGAUGCAUAAUGUUUAUAUCCUAAAGUUAGAACUUAAUGAGGUUAUGUUGUCCAGCAUUAAGUGGUUCGGUUGUUACCCACAGUGAUCGAGUUUUCGGAUGAGAGUUAACUGAUUACUGCAUACUUCCCUAAUAUGACAACAAGGGUUCUAGUCUGUGUUCUGUUCGGAAGCCAGAGGGCACUUGAAUGAAAAAUGAAUCAUCGGUGGUUCGAGUUUGUUUAGUGGCAGUAAGGCCCUCAAAGAAAAAUGAAUGAUUUGGUUGCUGAUAUGAAUUUUUCGGUACGGUUCUUAAAGAAAACCUGUUUACCACCCGCAUUUCAUGAAUUAUGGACUUAAAUCAAGUUAUUAAGAAUUUGUUUCUGCUUGAAGUUAAGUUCUGUUUUACAGUAAACUGUAUAACGCCUGUGAAGCCUGGGAUUGAAGCAAUAAUUGUAUGAAGAAAUACGAAGUUAGGGCAUGGACUAUGGAGUGAAAUUUUGUAACAUUCCUUUGAUUGUGAAGAGGUUAAAAUUAAGCUUUGUGAAAAAUGAGGAAAAUUUUGAAUUUCAAAACUUCCACUAUUACCAGUUUUGACGAGUGAUUUGUAAGUUAAAUGGAGAGAACUUUGAAAGAUCUUUCCAUAUAUUUCCUUGAUGUACUGAUUUUAUUGUUUUCAUGUUCUUUAAAAGAACAUUUUUCCAAAGCAGUAAUAGUGUUUGAAUC